AUGCAAUCCAUUUUCCCGCCAUUAUAUGAAGCCGUCUUUCAGAAUCUCACCGAAUCGUAUUUGACGAUUCUUGAUUCAUUGUAUAUCGAUGAGGACAUUUGUCCACAAAGGGAAGGCUUCGACUCUGAAUGCGAUCGACGGUGCGCUCAGCUUUAUCCUAUGAGGAUAUCCAGUGGCUGCCGCACACGAUCUUCUGGAACAUUGCUAUCAUUCUUCGGUAUUCGAUCGUUUGUGUGCACUUGCCAUUUGGCGAAUAUUGCUUGCGCCAAUAUCCAAUUCGCCAUGCACCCAUUUCACAUGGCUGUUGUUCAACAGCAUUCGUAUUUGACAUCGCUUGCCAAUGGCGAGCAAACGUGUGAUCAGAUUUCGAAUACAGCGCAGCGGCUCACAUGUCGCGACAACUUCCAACCGCCCAACUGCAAUUGGCGACUUUCCAAAGAGUUCGAAUGGUUCAGUGCGCAGCCUAAUGGAGGUCCGAUGCCCGGCGAGGCGCCAGUGGGUCUUUACCUCGCCGGAUCUAGUCAAUCAGGCGCCACCUGGGCUACCGUUUCCACUUGUGACGGUCUUUGUUCGAAGACGUCUGUCAAUCUGACCGCCCGUAUUUGGAGACCGCCAACUGUAGUUGUCGAGCUUUGCUUCAAGGAAAAAGAGACGACAUUAUGCGCACCCGUUCAAUCAUCGAACGGACGACUUUUGAACGAAGUCAUUCCGGAAACACCAUAUUAUCAGGUGAUGCUUCGAUUCUCGAACGUUUCCGCCGGUGAGAUGGUCCUUCUCGACGAUCUCUCGGUUUCAUACCAACCAUGUGAUUUGUCGCAGCCUUCUUCUGUUCAAAGCAGCGGCACCAGUCAAGUAGCUCCUGUUAGACUCACACAUCGUUCGCGCGAAGGAAUUCUGCCGAAGAGGAUUUGCCAAAAUGGAGACUGCGUGCAUUCGGCAAGUCAUGUGGCUGAUCCUUACCCAGCUCCAAACAUUGCUCAUUCGCAGAAAAUGUGCGUCGGACGCGCUGGAUUGGCGAUCUGCCGACAGAAAUGCAAAUCACUCGACACAUCAGACUCCGCCGCUCGUUGUAUUCGCCAGCGUGAUAAUCCGCUUGUCAAAAAGUGCAUUUGUCAAGUUCGACGAUCGCCAAUUCGAAAAAUCGACGGCGGAAGUCGAAUCAGCGAUGACGUGAAGUCCGACGAGCAACUCUCGCAGAAUCGGAUUCUUGCUGACGACUCGAUUAUGAAAUCCGAUCCGAUGGGCGCUGUUCUGAAUAGCAGCACAUGGUGCAAUCUAAUGGAACGCGAUAUUUGCACGCAGAAAUGUGGCGCCGAAAAUCCGGAAAGCUCCGGCGUCUGUCAUACGCCACAAAACUGCGAAUGUCGAAUGAAAACGACGUGCUCGGUGAACACGUGCAAUUUCGAGAAAGGCACCAAAUGCGGAUGGGCCGAUUUGCGAAUGCUCAGCCAACACUUCAACAAUAUCAGUGUUGCGAUGAAGAAGGGCGAUGAGAAUCGCUACGGGAUAUCGCGACUCAAAUCAAGCUCGUAUUCCGGAUUGCUGUACAAGGCGAAUCUCAUCGGACCGAUCUCGAUGUCUGUCGAUGUGUUCCCCUCGCAUGUGAUUGACGUGAGGAUAUGCGUGCAGAAUCUUCGAAAAUGUCAAAGCCAGACAAUUGCUGCUCGAUCUUGGAAUCGAAUCAGCGCCAAAAUCAAAGUACCAUCCACCGAGAAAAUCUUCGUGCUUUUUUACAACUCGGAAAAAACGCCAAAAUCGAUAGCAAUCGAUAAUAUAAUAAUUCGAAAUGGUACCUGCGUGUAA
This is a messenger RNA of Caenorhabditis bovis, 1803 nucleotides long. The record is from the annotation of a GenBank genome assembly. Lineage: Eukaryota; Metazoa; Nematoda; Chromadorea; Rhabditida; Rhabditidae.